AUGCCUUCCAUAUCUUCAUAUGAGCAGCUCAGAUUAGAAAAUAUCAAGAAGAACAGGGAGCUCUUAAUGCAGCUUGGCCUUGACAAGCCAAUAUUUGAGCCAACGGAGAAAGUCGUCAAGAAACCCACUGCCACAAAAAAGCGUAAAGGACCAGAUACCCCUACCAGCGAAAACGCCGAACCAGAUACCAAAGCCCAACGCGUCAGCCCGUCCCAGUCUACUCCGGAAUCUGGAGUGCGCAGAAGCUCCCGAAAUGUGGGCAAGACUGUCAACUAUAAACGCGAAAUUGUCAAGGAGUCUCCCAUUCCCGUGGCCUAUUCCAGUGGCGUAAAAGUGGCAGAAAAUGAGGGCCCAAUGGGACGCGAAGAUGGCCCGCGUCGGUGCGACCCAAAAACAUAUGGUUCCAUUCCUGGGAUUGCAGUUGGAACUUGGUGGCCAACCAGACAAGGGUGCAGUGCAGAUGCAAUUCACGCCCCAUGGGUGGGGGGUAUUUCAGGUGGAAAGCAAGGGGCAUACAGCGUCGCCCUUAGUGGGGGAUAUGAUGAUGACGUGGAUCUAGGUUAUGCUUUUACAUACACCGGCUCUGGUGGCCGUGACCUUAAGGGUACUAAAACCGCUCCUAAGAACCUCCGCACAGCUCCCCAGAGCUCUGACCAAAGUUUCGAAAACAACGCAAGUUUCAAUAAAAUGCUACAGCGAUCUUGCGAGACCAAGAAACCUGUACGCGUAGUGCGCGGAUUCAAGUGUAAAUCUGAAUAUGCACCCAGCGAAGGUUACCGAUAUGAUGGUCUGUAUAGAGUGGAAAGAGCAUGGAUGGAAAAGGGCAUGAACGCGAAAGGAUAUCUUGUCUGCAAAUUUGCCUUCAAGCGCCUCCCUAACCAGCCUCCUCUUCCCGUAAGGGCAUCCUUAGACAGCAUGGGAAAUUCUGCGAGAGAAACCCUCGAAGAGGACGAAGAGAACCCGGAGGAAGUUGAGGAUGAACCCAAAGAAGAAUGA
This is a messenger RNA of Psilocybe cubensis, 996 nucleotides long. RefSeq lists its product as uncharacterized. Lineage: Eukaryota; Fungi; Basidiomycota; Agaricomycetes; Agaricales; Agrocybaceae. The coding region runs from base 1 to 996 and encodes 331 amino acids. Gene Ontology annotation, molecular function: ubiquitin protein ligase activity. The record is from RefSeq and is a predicted model, not a curated record. The transcript has 12 exons. Gene Ontology annotation, biological process: negative regulation of gene expression via chromosomal CpG island methylation; protein ubiquitination.